UUUUCUACGUUAUGGAACCUCCACUUCUCGAUGAAAAUGAACAGAAUCUUUUUGCAAACCCGGCGGCGGAUCCAAGGAAGAUGAGAAGAAUAAUAGCAGAAGAUCCUGAAUGGAGCUUGGCAACAGUUCCUCGGCUUAUUGACAUAUGUGUGAAACACAUCGUGAACAAUUUUGCAGAGAACCCGUUAUUGGAUGAGCUGAAGCCAAAACACAAAGAAAAAGUUCUUGAGGCUUUGGCGACAGAUCUUCCACUCAAGAUCACUGCACCGUUGGUCUCAGACGAGGGUUACUGGAAGAGAUGCUGCAAAUCCAGGUGGUCUGUUUGCGACACUGAUCAGUACGGAGACAGUUGGAAGAGAAUGUUUUUUGAACGAAAUAUGGAAGAUUUGAUCGAGAAUUACGUGCCAGAAUCAACGGAACUUUCUGACAUCACAGAGACUCUAGAGCUGUCGAAAGAUUUUAUAAAGCGUCUAAGAAUUAGGCAACUCUUGCCGCAAAUCAAGGAUGUCAGUUCAGGCUUGCCUCAGGAAGACGAAGUAUCAGAUCAAGGUUCAGACAAUGGAACAGAUGAUUCACUCGACCAUUUCGAUUUUGGACUUAUCAUCAAUAAAUUGCCCAACCUGGCUGAACUUUCUAUAACCUAUGGUGUGCGAAAUUGUGGAAUGAACUUUGAGUGGUCCCUCUUUGAGUUCACACAGAAAGAUUGCUCACUUCUCGCCAAAGCAGUGAAGUCCUGCACACAUCUUCAAAUAUUACGUCUGCAAAGAUGCCAAAUAGAAGAUGAGAAGGCGAGGCUAAUAAUAAGUCACUUAUUAGAUCACCCAGGCCUGAGAGUUCUUGAUUUGUCCCAUAACAGGAUUGGAGACAAAACUGGCAGAGCUGUGGGAAAGCUUCUGUCAGUCAACAAAAUUCUUGAAGAAGUCAAUCUGUGUGAUAACACCAUUCAAGCUGAAGGAGCAUCAGCCAUAGCCUUCUCUCUCAAGAAAAACAGUACAUUACAAACUCUUAAUCUGAAGCUGAAUAGAAUUGGAGACGAGGGAGGCCGCAACAUUUGCCAGGCGCUAAUGAAGACCUCAACCUUGCUUCACAUCGAUCUCUCGAGCAAUGGACUUGGGGAGCACGUGGCAGCAAACUUAGCCGAAGUCCUCAGUCACAACCAAUCUCUUGAGCACAUCAUCAUAUCGUGCAACAAACUGGGUGUAGCUGGUGGCAGAGUACUCCAGGAGGGACUCGAGAAUAACAGGGUCCUCAAAACAUUUGACCUGAGGCUCACCGAAAUAUCACAACAGAGUGAGCAUUCAAUCAUGAACGUCAUUAAGAGCAAUAAGGAGAAGGACAACAACUCUAUUUCUGUAUGAAGGACAAUAAAUAAAGCAAACUAGAGAGAAGCCGAUGACUUUGGCGCCAAUUUGAUUGUAAACAGUAUUUUAUCAGAUGUUAAUUUGUGAAUAAAAUGUGUCCAUCAUGUUCUUACAUUAUUUCUUAGAUACUCUCAUUAUAA
This is a messenger RNA of Bolinopsis microptera, 1501 nucleotides long. Its product is annotated as dynein regulatory complex subunit 5-like. The transcript has 7 exons. Gene Ontology annotation, molecular function: protein binding. The coding region runs from base 12 to 1358 and encodes 448 amino acids. The record is from RefSeq and is a predicted model, not a curated record. NCBI's taxonomy places the organism in Eukaryota, Metazoa, Ctenophora, Tentaculata, Lobata, Bolinopsidae.